This is a messenger RNA of Exophiala dermatitidis NIH/UT8656, 5367 nucleotides long. Its product is annotated as histone demethylase JARID1. Bases 1 to 5367 code for a protein of 1788 amino acids. Gene Ontology annotation, cellular component: nucleus. Gene Ontology annotation, biological process: chromatin remodeling. Gene Ontology annotation, molecular function: DNA binding; histone demethylase activity. The transcript has 4 exons. NCBI's taxonomy places the organism in Eukaryota, Fungi, Ascomycota, Eurotiomycetes, Chaetothyriales, Herpotrichiellaceae. The record is from RefSeq and is a predicted model, not a curated record.
AUGGUCGCUCCGCCGUCGACGGGUGGUGGUGUCGCACCUGCGACUGCGACUUCGAAAACACCGUCCGCCCCUCGAACGAAUGGCAUCACACCCAAUAUGGCUACUCCGUCGUUCCCCUACAGCGCUCGUCGUGCCCCACCGCUCGAUUUGCGAACUGUUGAGCGCAAAGGCCAUCCCUCAAGUCGCGAUCCUCCUGCCAGAACGAGACCACACGGGAUACCAGAAGCACCCACAUUCAGACCGACUGAGGCCGAAUUCCGUGACCCGAUGGCUUAUAUUCGAAGCAUUUCGGAAAAGGCUAGCAAGUACGGGAUAUGCAAGAUUAUUCCCCCCGAAAACUGGAAUCCCGACUUUGCCAUAGACACCGAGCGUUUCCAUUUUCGUACUCGUCGCCAGGAGAUCAAUCUGGUGGAAGGAGGUAAUCGGACAAAUCUCAACUAUUUGGACCAGCUUGCCAAGUUCCAUAAGCAAUACGGUGCCCACCUCAAUCGAUUUCCAAGCGUUGACAAGCGCCCUCUUGAUCUGUACAAACUCAAGAAAGCCGUCGAGGUUCGUGGCGGGUUUGAGCGAGUUUGCAAGGACAAAAAGUGGGCAGAGAUCGGACGUGAUUUGGGCUACAGCGGCAAGAUCAUGUCGUCCCUGUCAACAUCGCUGAAAAACUCCUAUCAAAGAUGGCUACAUCCUUAUGAAGAGUGGUUGAAAUACGCCAAACCGGGAGUUCAACAGCAACUCGAGAACGAGCAGGGAGGCACAUAUUCACCUGCCGUUGCACCCCAUCAAUCCCCGGCGAUUCAACAUCCUCCACCGCCUUCCCAGUCUGCUCCUCCCGCUAUAAGCACAGACUCGCCCAGAGUGCAGCCUACCAGUGCUCCCGAACCUCCGGUGCACGCCGUUCCCGUGCAACCCCAACAGCCGCAACAUCAGCCUACUCCAGUGCCACCACCCGCUCAACCGAGACCGGUAUCCUCUUCCGGCUUUACCGCUGUUAAUAGUGGGUUUGCAGCCGUCAACAACCCUUCGGGAUUUACUGCUGUCAAUACGCUUAACACGUUACCCCCUCCCUUGAUCAAGAAGGAAGUAAAUGGGGCGUCUCCCUCGGCGCAGAGCCCUGCUACGUCUUUCCUCCCCAUCAACGGUCCCACUGUUACCACGGUACACCCACCGACGGCUCCCAUGCCAAACGGUCAUUUGAAUCCCCUCAAGCGAGCCAUGAGUCAUGAGAGUUUAAAUGGCGACUCGGGUUCGGAGAGCUUUGGUGGUGACUUGGAUGAUCCAAAUGGGAGACGCAGCAAGAGACCUAAGAAGAGUCCGCUUGACUCCUCGACAGUGCUCAAACAGCAUGAUCAUCUGCUUACUCAGGUAGACGGACAUCCAACCGUUCCGGGCAACAAUGUCCCCGGAACGCGACCUUCGACGCCUCAGGCUCGUUCGAAACCGGCAGCGCGUAGGCAAGGCGAGAAGUGCGAGAAGUGCGGUAAAUCCGACAACAAAGAGAGUAUCCUCAUUUGCGACACGUGUGACAUGGGCUACCACAAGCAUUGCAUCGACCCGCCCUUGCGGCAAAUGCCGGACUAUGACUGGCAUUGCUCCAAAUGCUUGGUCGGCACGAAUGACUAUGGAUUUGAAGAGGGUAGCGUUUACUCUUUGAAGCAAUUUCAAGAGAAGGCGAACAACUUUAAGGAACAUUACUUUGCGGCGCGGAUGCCCUUCGACCCCAUUACGAAUACCCAAAGACGGCCUACCGAGGAUGAUGUCGAGCGAGAGUUCUGGCGACUUGUUGAAGACAUCACGGAGUCUGUGGAGGUUGAAUACGGCGCGGACAUUCAUUCUACAACCCACGGCAGUGGCUUUCCAACCGUGGAGAAGAAUCCUCUGAACCCGUACUCUAAAGACCCCUGGAACCUCAACGUCAUGCCCUUCCUUGAGGAUUCACUUUUCAGGCAUAUCAAAGGCGACAUAUCGGGAAUGACCGUGCCAUGGUUGUACGUGGGGAUGUGUUUCUCCACGUUCUGCUGGCAUAACGAGGAUCAUUACGCAUAUUCUGCCAAUUACCAGCAUUUUGGUGCAACGAAGACAUGGUACGGCAUUCCCGGUAAGGAUGCUUACAAGUUUGAAGAGGCCAUGAGAAAGGCGGUUCCAGAAUUGUUCGAAACCCAGCCAGACCUGCUAUUUCAGUUGGUGACGAUUCUUCCACCGAACCAGCUGAGGAAAGCGGGAGUUGAGGUUUAUGCGCUCGAUCAACGUGCUGGACAGUUUGUCAUCACAUUCCCGCAAGCAUAUCACGCCGGAUUCAACCAUGGCUUCAACUUUAACGAAGCAGUCAACUUUGCCCCUGCUGAUUGGGAACCUUUCGGCGAGGCCGGGGUACAGCGACUGCAGGAAUUUCGUCGUCAACCCUGCUUCUCGCAUGAUGAACUACUCUUCACUGCUGCCGCCUCUGAUUCCUCGAUCAAGACCGCCAAAUGGCUGGGGCCAGCGUUGGAGCGGACCCGGGAUCGCGAGUUGGCGGAACGCAAAGAAUUUGUGGCUCUUCACCAAGCAUUAUCCCCGCAUGCUGCCUGUACGUUCGAUACCCUGGCUCCGGAGCCGUCUCCCGCCUGCGGCCUCAAGGUUCAUGUGGAAAAUAUUGAAUUGGAAGAGGAAGAGUAUCAAUGCUGCUAUUGCAAGGCCUUCUCCUACCUCUCUCAGUUCCGGUGCCACACUAGUGGCAAGGUUGCCUGCCUCCGGCACCCGAAAGAAGCCGAUUGUUGUUCGGAGAGUCUCCAGGAGCGAUCACGGGGACCAAACCACAGCUUGCUUUUGCGUUACACCAACCACGAGCUUGAGGCCGUCGUGCAGAAAGUUGUAGAUAGAGCUAACGUACCUGAAAUGUGGGAGGCCAAACUGGAGGCUCUACUUGCAGACGAUGCACGACCCCCCCUCAAAUCGAUGCAUACACUUUUGACCGAAGGUGAGAAGAUCCCCUAUCCACUCAAUGGAUUGGAUGACCUCGCCGCCUUUGUGAAAAGAUGCGACCAGUGGGUGGACGAGGCGAACCUGUACCUUACUCGAAAACAGAACAACCGACGCAAGAAUGAGAAAGUAUGGCGGCGGUCGUCCCUCCGUACAGGCAAGGCAGAUGAAAAGGAGGAACCGCAACUGACACUGGAGCGCAUGAAAGAGCUCAUUGAGGAUGGAGAGCAGCUUGGAUUCAGUGCACCUCAGCUCGAACUUCUCCAGGAAAGAGUGACGGUGAUUGAUGAAUGGCGAGCGAACGUGAAGCGAGUUCUAUCCGGCCUACAUCAAGCUACCACCGAGGAGUUGGAAACGUUGCUUGACGAAGGACGAUCCUUUUCGGCCGCCAUGCCGGAGUUGACCAGCCUCGAGAAGGUGCACGCGCGGACACAAUGGCUUGAAGAAGUUCGGCAGAUCCAGCAAGACGUACAGUCCAAGACUUUGGACGAAUGUCGGGCUCUCCUUGGGCGGGCUGAAGAACUAGACUUGGUGGCCCAGGUGCCUGAGGUUAUCUUCUUGACGGAAGUGGUACGGCAGGGCGAGUUCUGGGAGAUCAAAGCCAAGGAAGUCAUGGCUGCUGAGGAUGUGCACUAUCCACAGCUCGAGUCCCUGCAUUCGCAAGUGCAAAACCACGUGUUCCCAGUCAACAAAGAAACUCUGGAGCGGAUGGAUGUCAUCUUGGCUAAGAACCGGGAGGCGAAACGACAAAUCAUCACAUUGGUUGAACGGAGUCAGGAUCCAGACUUCCGUAAACGACCGCUGUACGUGCAUGUUCGCGAAGUGGUGAAGGGCCUGGAGGAUCUCAAUGGAAAACCCCAUGGCGCUGCCGACCUCGAACGAGAACUCCGAAGACAUGAGGACUGGAUGAGGAAGGGCAAGAAGUUGUUCGGCAAGGCCAAUGCACCGCUUCACAUCCUUGAGCAACACAUGAAGUUUGUGGAAGAGAAGAACAACUUCUGCUUUGAUCUGAAUGACACAUUCCGCCCGCCUAUCGAGCCUGCUUCCAGGGAGGCUACGCCGGCGGAUGGUCACGAAAAGGGCGUGCUCGGCGACGAUGAGAAGCCUGUCUUCUGUAUCUGCCGACAACCAGAAGCGGGUCUCAUGAUCGAGUGUGAACAUUGUCGGGAUUGGUAUCAUGCCAAGUGUCUGAAGCUCGCGAGAGGCAAGGUGAAGGAAUGCGAGACCUUUACCUGUCCCAUCUGCGAUUGGCGAGUCAAGAUCCCCCGUGAUGCUGCCCGGCCCAAGCUCGAAGACCUUCAAGCCUGGCAAGACGAGAUUUUUGAUCUUCCCUUUCAACCGGAAGAAGAAGAACUUUUGAAGAGAAUUAUCGAUAAAGCUCAGGCCUUCCGAGACUUCCUUACCAAAUACACAAAAGGCAAUCAACUUUGCCAAACGAGUGAAGAGAUGCCCGAAAUGCUGUUUUAUCUUCGCAAACUGGAGGGGGCAGAAGUCCUCCUUGCCUAUGAGACGAAUUUAUUCCGACAAGAACUACACAAGUGGAACCCGAUCGCCCCUGAGCCACCGCCAAUUUUGGAUCAGAGUCUGUCGACGCGAAAGCCGCGACCAACCAAACAACAGAAACUGAUGAAGGAGCUUGGGGUGGAGAAGCCGGAAGAUCUGCCACCUCAUCUUCGAGCCAAGACUUAUGUACGAAGGAGAACUCAAGAGGCAUUUGUGACGGGCCCGCUCUUGCCAAAGCCAUCGACGCAGUCUCCCUCAGCUCCUGGUUCAACGGGCAGCCCAGCUCAGAGCCAGGCCGCAGGAAAAUCUGAUACGCCCGGCGGGAUGCACGGACAAGGUUCAAAUGGCCAUGCCGGCCCCAGUGGUGCGUUUGAUCCUGGGUACAUGUCCGGGUCUGCCCCAUUCGGUGCCUCCUUUGGGGCUACCAGACGACCGUCAUAUUCUGCCAACUCACCCUCGCCGUUGUUCAGCCCCGGUGGUGACGAACGGCCCGGAGGCAUGCGGGAUCCGAUGCUGCCGACGUUCUCAGGUCACGCAACUGGCGAAUCUCGGAACCAUCACGAUUCAGGGUUUCUCCUCUUCCGUCCCAGUACCGGACUGGGGCUCGAUGGGGACGAUGACCUUCGUAACGCGUUUGGCAACGCCACCGCCAGCCAAUCGACGACUCCUCGCGCAGGGUCACCACCAAAUGGAGAAUACGACAAUAUGUUCAUGGAAAUCACCAACCACGAUGAGGACGGGAACAACGAGCAUAUCUCCAGUCUGGAACAGGUGGCUAGCCAUGCAAGCGAGGCGUUAGACAUGAUGCGGACGGCAAGUCCGGGGUCGGCCCAUGAUCCGGCAGCCUUAGAGGACGGAGAGCAUGUGUCGAAAAACUUUGACGAUUUCAUAAAUGGCGGAGAGCAGAGCUAA